AUGGUUACGAUGGACGAGUCACGGCACUUGCAUGGGCUGGUGGACAUGGGGAGUAACGGGAUCCGCUUCUCGAUUACGGAUCUAACGCCAGAGACGCAACGGGGACUCCCGACUCUGUAUCUGGACCGUGCGGCGAUAUCGCUGUACGAUGCUCAGUUUGAAGACGGCAAGCCCGUUCCGAUACCCCAGGCGACGAUCAGACAGGUAGUCAAAUCGUUGCUGCGGUUCAAGGCUACGUGCGAGGAUUUUGGGGUGCCAGAGAGGCAAGUGCGGAUUGUGGCUACGGAGGCUACGAGGAAGGCGGUUAAUUCGGAAGAGUUUCGCGACGAGAUCAAAAGGGCAACGGGGUGGGAGGUGGAGCUUCUGUCAAAGGAGAUGGAGGGACGGAUUGGGGCGUUUGGGGUUGCGAGUUCAUAUCACAAUGUCACGGGACUCAUGAUGGAUUUGGGGGGUGGGUCGACGCAGAUCAAUUGGAUUGUUACGUCGACGCAGUACGAUCGGGUUGAGAUGUGUGAGAAGGGAAGUGCAAGCCUACCGUAUGGCGCUGCGGCGCUCACGAAGAGGCUUGAGGAAGCUGGUUCACAUGGAAGCAAAGGGUUCAAGGCUUUUGAAAGCGAAGUCAUUGCCGACUUGAAAGGAGCGGUUGAGGAUAUUCGGAUUCCUCAACAUCUGCUUGAUCGAUGCAAGUCGGAAGAGGGUCUUUCUCUGUACCUGUCUGGGGGUGGAUUUCGAGGCUGGGGCUUUGUGCUCAUGUCUACGCAUCCCGUCCAGCCGUAUCCCAUUCCAAUCAUCAACGGGUUUCGGACAACUAGUGACGUCUUCCAUGAUACGCACGCUGUACAAGCUGCUGUCAAGCAAGAAGCCACACCAGAAAUUUUUCGCGUGUCAGCACGUCGGGCCAGUCAAGUUCCUGCAGUGGCUUUUUUGGUCUCGUGCCUGUCGAAAGCACUGCCGAGCAUCAAGAACGUCUACUUUUGCCAGGGGGGCGUAAGAGAGGGAAUGCAUUUUGCGGAGAUGGAGCCGGCGAGCAUGUCCGAUGCGCCAAUUGUCAAUGCGACAAGAGCAUAUGCGUCGGCUUCUAGCUCGGAGCUGAUGAACCUGUUGCGGAGGGCGGUAGUGGCUCCGCCAUCGGCGGCGCGCAAGGAGCUGUUUAGCAACAGCAUGAUGAGGGCCUUCACAUACACCAUGUUUGCGCACAGAGGCCAAGUUAAGGAUCUCCGCAGUGGGUCUGCACUAAGGAGUACCACGACAGGCAUCUUCUCUGCCGGGCACGGUCUUAGCCACGAGGAACGCGCCACGCUUGCUAUUCUGCUGUGUGAGCGUUACGGGGGGUACAGCACAAUCAGCCCCACCGAACAGGACUUUUAUCACCGAAUGCUGCAGCUUGUUCCCGAAGACCUGAGGUGGUGGUGCAGGUACCUGGGGAGCGUUGCUGGCGUACUGGCAAGUGUAUAUCCCGCAGGGACCAUUCGGCAGAGCCGCGUCCAGAUCAAGGUGGAGUGGGCGAGUAGCAAAAAGGACAAGGAGAGGCUUUGCGUUGAUUUUGUGUUUGGGCACGAGCCGGACGAUCUCGACGAGGGACUGCAGGCGGCGUUGAAGCGGGUGGAGAAGGUGGGCAAGAAGAAGAAGUGGAUCGGAGGGCAUGGAUACAAAGUGCUGUUGACUGUAAAUGGCCACAGCUAUGGCGACGAGGACGAGUAG
Molecule: messenger RNA, 1701 nt
Organism: Bipolaris oryzae ATCC 44560
Lineage: Eukaryota; Fungi; Ascomycota; Dothideomycetes; Pleosporales; Pleosporaceae
Exons: 1
Coding region: 1-1701 (566 amino acids)
Biological process (GO): regulation of transcription by RNA polymerase II
Source: RefSeq, a predicted model, not a curated record